Drosophila guanche is the source of this 6219-nucleotide messenger RNA. RefSeq names its product tubby-related protein 4 (gene Tusp). Gene Ontology annotation, molecular function: protein binding. The coding region runs from base 812 to 5227 and encodes 1471 amino acids. The record is from RefSeq and is a predicted model, not a curated record. The transcript is spliced from 11 exons. Lineage: Eukaryota; Metazoa; Arthropoda; Insecta; Diptera; Drosophilidae.
GCAGGCUGAAACUAUUCGGGAUUAUUAGAAUUUCUGAAAGAAAUCCCUAUUUUUGGUUGUUCCGCGAGUUGCAGCUGCUGUCGCUGCAUCACUGGGAAGAUUUCAACAGUUUCGCGUACGUUAAAUGUUGCUGGCACAAGCGUUAAAGUAUAUAAAAUCAAUACCCCCGAAAUAACAACAAAAAGGCGUCUCGUUAGAAGCGCGUAAAUUCCGUCAGUUUUUCAAGAGCUUCAGUGAUAAGAAAAUGUGCGAAUCGGUAAGCGCAGGCGCGCUCUUCCCCGACCCGACAAAUUUUCCGACUUUUCCUGCAAUGCGAGCGGCGACAAUCCAAUGGCCACAGUUUACGUUCGGAAGUCGAUGAAAGCUGUGUGCUGGCCGUGGCCAACGGAAUUUUAACCGUUGCAUGUGCGUUACGCGAGUGUGUGUGAGUGUGUGCCAUGCGCGCGUCUGUGUGCCAUCCGUGUAGUAGAGGAGCAGCGAACGAAAAAACGGAACGUCUGCUUUAACAAUUGCAAAAAGUAAACCUACACACACGCACACACAUCACAGAGAGCGGAGCUUAAGCUGCAUCCGGGAAUCGGUUGAAAAAAAACUAUAAUUAGAUUGGCGUCCAGCAUUGCAGUGGAUACCUGGAAGAACAGGGACACCACCCGCAGCAGCAGAGUAGCAGCAGCAGCACAGGCAACAUGUGUGUGGCUUGAAUCCGUGCAGAAGACAACAACAACUACAUACAGGCAGAGAACAAGCGUAGAACAACAACCGGAGGACAACCAACCACUAGUGGGACAUUGGAUUUAGCUGGGGACAUAAAAUGCAUUUACAUUUCGAGCGGAACAUCAACACAAAAUGCGACUGCACGAUACUCUCGCUAUCAUGGAUGGGAAAGGUGCCAGAUGAUAUACCCGAGGAUGAGGGCUGGAAGUUGAAUCGCACCAACUACUACCAGGAAGGAUGGCUGGCCACGGGCAAUGUGCGCGGCAUUGUGGGCGUAACAUUUACCACCUCCCAUUGCCGCAAAAACAUGGACUAUCCGCUGCGGACCAACUACAAUCUGCGCGGCCAUCGAUCGGAUGUCAUUCUGGUCAAGUGGAAUGAACCGUACCAGAAGUUGGCCUCCUGCGACAGCUCAGGCAUCAUCUUUGUGUGGAUCAAGUACGAGGGCCGCUGGUCCAUUGAGCUGAUCAACGAUCGGAACACCCCAGUCACACAUUUCUCUUGGUCGCACGAUGGACGAAUGGCCCUCAUUUGCUACCAGGAUGGCUUCGUGCUGGUGGGCUCGGUGGCUGGACAGCGCUACUGGUCAUCCAUGCUGAACCUCGAGUCAACCAUUACCUGCGGCAUUUGGACGCCCGACGAUCAGCAGGUGUAUUUCGGCACAACCCAGGGCCAAGUGAUUGUAAUGGAUGUGCAUGGAGCGAUGGUGUCACAGGUGCAGCUCUCCAACGAUGUGCCCAUCACCUCGAUGGCCUGGUCCUGCGAGAAGUUCAAAAUGGAAGAGGGCGAAGAAGCGGAGCCCGGCGUUACCAAUGCGGCCAAACGUUCGUUUGUGCUGGCUGUUAGCUUUCAGAAUGGAUAUAUUUAUCUGUUGAAGUCGUUUGACGACGUCUCACCCGCACAUAUCAACACUUGCCUCAACGGCACCCUCGGCAUGGUCAUGGAGUGGAGCAAUUCCCGCGAGCUGCUCGCCGUGGCAGGUACCCUGCGCACCGGCAUGGAUGGUCAUCAUGGCCUGAAGCCAUCGGAGGAGCUUACCACACCCACCAGCUACACGAAUCUGGUCAAGUUCUAUACGGAAACGGGAACGUGUCUGUAUCAGGCGCAUAUACCCUGCAGCAGUGCCCCGGUGUCGGCCAUUACGUGGGGUCACAACGACAAGCGUCUGUUUAUUGCCACCGGAACGCAGGUGCACAUUGCCUGGGUGUCGCGCCGGGUGGCAUCGCUGCAGUUGCUCUGCCGGCUGGAGAUACAGGCGAGUGUCGGCUCCGAGACGCUGCUGCCACUGCUGCCGCUGCCUUCUAGGAUUAAGUCUCUCAUUGGCAAUCUGUUUGCUCAAACGAUACGAUGCUGUGUACCUGAUCUGAAGUCGCUGCGUGACUUUGUGUCGCGACCACCGCUCUGCUCUACGCGGCUGCACUGCACCAUGAUUCGGCAUGACGAUGACUCAAAUCUGAGCUCGGGCACCUGCUAUACGCUCUACCUGGAGUAUUUGGGGGGCUUGGUGCCGCUGCUCAAGGGUAAACGCACCUCAAAGAUACGCCCGGAGUUUGUGAUUUUCGAUCCACAAGUGAAUGAUGCUCCUUUGUACUUUCAAUAUUCCGCGGAGGCCAAGAGCUCCUCGAGCUCCGGUCAGUCCACCACAACGGGCAACAGCGGACGCACCGACUCCUCGGACAGUGACUAUGAAGAGCGCUCCUCUCGCUUUGGUUCGCCUAGGACGCCGCGCAAGAAACGAGUGCGUCCCAAGCGACGAAACCAGGCGGGCGAGCGUGUGGGCGCAGCAGGAGGAACAGCCGGAGCUGGAGGCAAUGAUCCCGACAGCCUGGAUGAGCUGGCCUACGUCGAUACACUGCCAGAGCAGGAAGUCAAGCUGGUGGAGGUGACCUCCAACAUUUGGGGAACGAAAUUCAAGAUCCAUGGCCUUGCCAAAACCGUCCCAGCCAAUUUAGGCCAAGUUACAUAUAAGACGUCCCUACUGCAUUUGCAGCCGCGUCAAAUGACGCUGGUGAUCACCGAGCUGCGCGACGAUUUUCCACCUGGUCCCGACCCCAGCUUUAAUCCCAACAUCUUCUCCGAGGACGAAGACGAGCAGCAGCAGCAUCAACAGCAGCAACUGCAGCACCACCACGACGCAGUGCCCCAGGUGAAUGUAACCACGCCCCAGGAUGUGGCCAACCUGAAGCCGCCGAUGAUGCCACAGCGACGAUUGUUGGACGGAGCCUCCGCCCCACUGAUUGCACCCAUGUCGCCACGUCCCAAUCGAAUACUGGCGCGGCACAAGAACUCCCUGACCGUGAACGGUGGAGGAUCAGGCGGGGAACGAGGCUCAAAUGCAGGCAUCAGUCCAUUGGCGCGUGCCGAGAGCUACGAUGAUGAUUCCUCCAAUGACUCACAGGAAGCGGGUUCAGCCGCUGCCGCCGCAGCUGCAUGCCAGUCCACCACUGUGCUGCUGCACCAGGCACCCUCCUCCAAUGGCUGCAGUAGUUCGUCCGGCCCCAGCAGCAGCAACGGCAGCGGCAAGAACCUCACACGUCCAAAGACCAUUAGCAGCUUCAAGAACAGCUACAGCCGCUCCAGCUCCAACUCGAGCUGCCAGUCGCGGCACGCCAUCUCGCCGCUCUACUGCGAUGGCGCUGUGCCCACGCUGCAAUCACCCAAGAAUGCGGUGGCUCCGUCGGACAUUAUUUUCGAGAGGCCCGCAGUGCCGGCCGCGGGUCAGACCACACUGAUGUCCUACUCCAGCAAUGCGGACUAUGCCAACAAUGUGGUCCAGGUGAAGAAUGCUCUGAUGUCGGAGCCCGUGCGCUCAGCAAACAGCCACGUAAACCCUGUGCCCCUUAAUCUGAAUCUGAAUUUGGAGCGCAUGGAUGCGAGGCAGGUCAAGUGCAUGGCGCCAGCUGCAUCCACAUCGAAGCGACGUGAUAUGCUGUACAUCGACGAGGAAACCCAGUCCCCCACACCCACCACGAGCAGCAGCAGCAUGAAGAGGACACCGACGGUGGUCUCCAUAGCGCCCGCUCUGCCCGACUCCAUCACGCGCAGCUGCAGCGUCGGAUAUUUGGACUCUGUGGCCAUCACGCCCUCCGAUGAGGCGUUGUCCGCCUUGCGCAAGGAGGCGCCCAAUAAACGUCUGGUGCUGGUGGACAAGCGUAGGAAUCGCCGAAAGCGACAGCAGCAGGAGGAUGCGCGACGCCACAAACUCCAGCAAACGGGCAAAUCCAAGAGCUUGGACUCGUGUGAUCUGCUGUCGUUGCAAACGAAAUUGUCAAGCAAGGAGCACGAGUUGGUGGUGAAGAAACUGCAGGAGAUCUCCGACAGCAGUGCCUGCAGCAGUGCAGCCAACACGCUCUGCUUCAAGUGCCGCAACAACAUGAACCCCAGCAGUGCCUGCAAACGGUGCCAGCCCACAUCCAACUCUGUGCUCGACGAGAUCACGGCUGUGGUCAGCGUGGAGCCCGACAAGGAGGCACCACCUGCCGCCGUCACACAGCCAAAGCCCGCGACCAAGAAACGCUUCGAUGUCAUUACCAGUUUUACGGACUCUCCGCUCUUCACGCGAAAGCAUCGCUUUGGCUACGGGCGCAGUAAGGAUGGUGCUGGCACUGAGAACUCCACCCCGGUGCUGGGACGCAAGCAGGAUAACACUUUCAGUUUUGUCAAGCAGCUGUCCGAGGUGCGCUGGCGUCGCAAGGAGCCACCACCGCAGGGACAGGUGAAUGGAAACAGCAAUGCCAGCACCUUGGAGAGGCAGCAGCAGCAGCCCGAAGCAACUGGAGCCGCCGCCUGUGGUGCUGUCGAGGCCACGCCCGUGGAAGCCAAGGCGUCUGUGUCGCUACACACACAGGCUCUUACAACAUUGGAGAACAUCAUCAGCCGUUUGCGGGAUCUGGAUGAGGGUCGUCUGACGCCUCCGUCAACGCCGCAGCGUCUGCCACGAAGCUCACCUGCCUCGCCGGCAGCCAGCAAGAAGAACAAGCGCCAGCAGAGUAGCUCCCCAAUACGCCACAUUCUCAACUCGCCGCUGCUGAAUCGACGGCAGCGCAAGAAGCCGAGCAUCAUCGAGAGCUCGGACGAUGAGGGAAACCAGACUAAUGGCUCUGGCACAGAGGAGAGCAACAAUGGUGGCGGCAAUGGCAAGCAGUAUCGCGAUCUGGAGACAUUCCAAAAAGCACAGCUGCGUCAGAAGUCCUUUCAUCCACAGCUGAAGCGUGGCAAGAUCGAGCCGAAUGGCAGUGCCAGUUGUGCGAAUCCGGCGCCAGUGCGUCGGGAAUUUGUGAUGCACAACAAGGCGCCCAUGUGGAACGAGAUGAGUCAAGUCUAUCAGCUGGACUUCGGUGGUCGCGUUACUCAGGAGUCGGCCAAGAAUUUCCAAAUUGAAUUUCGUGGCAAACAGGUCAUGCAAUUUGGUCGUAUUGAUGGAAAUGCUUAUACCCUGGAUUUCCAGUAUCCCUUUUCCGCCCUACAAGCCUUUGCCGUGGCACUGGCUAAUGUAACACAGCGACUAAAGUAAUUUCCGUGGUCUACUAGUGAAAUGUGUGUAUGUGUACAUCGUCGCAACGUAUCGUAUCCGUAAACGUAACCGUAUCCGUAUCCUUAUUGUGCAUUGCAUUGCGCUCUACAGAAUGUCGCCAGCUGAUUGCAGCAGUUGCUUUUUUGGCCUAUGCUAUACAUAUAUUUUUAUACCAAAUGGCAGACGACAGACGAUGACCGGACGACCGACCGAACUAUUAGCGAAAAUUGCUUUCUGAUUUUGUAUAUAAUGUAUUUAUAUGAUUGUGUGUGGGGUAUUUAGGUUUCUGAAAUGAUGCCGUGUAUUUUAGUGACAGUAAUGAACAACACGUACCACCACCACCACCACUUGAUUGAAGGUUUUGCCAAAUGCAAAAACAUAAAACAUAAAGCAUAUGUAUACAUAAUGGGUGUGCAAACUCCACAGUCCGAUCCAUUUUUGUGCAAUAUUUGUAUGACAAAUUUUUUGGAUUAAGCGUAGCCGGGAGCAGGUGUAAAUGUUUAGCCAUAAACAAUGUAAUAUUUUUAAAAUCUAACAAGAACAAGAGUCGUUUUUUAACACUAGUUUGUAUGUACAAGAGCAGCCUUUUUUGCAUAGAGCUUCGUUUCUUGCUUUACUCGAUUUAAGUGCAAUAACAAUUCCUUUCGUUAACACUCUCCUCCUCUUAGACAUAAGAAAUAUUUGAACUUGAAAACAAACCAAAAACGAUUACUUAGCAUAUUUUUUAUAUGUGUAAACACAAAUUGUGAAGUGGAAUGUUGGAAUGGAAGUGAAAUGGAAAUCUCUGUGCUUUUUCCUCUUACUCUUUUUGGUAGUUAGGCUUAAAUUCAAUGAAAAAUUCGUUAUUGUAAUUGUUGUGAAUAUUGGAAAUAAGCACUUGGGGGCAGUCAGUCGUAAACUGAUUUAGGCGAUCAACUACAUACAUUACAUACAAAAACAUCAUUUAAUAAAUGUAUUUUACGUGAAUAAAGGCUUUCGUUUUAUAUAAAUAA